Marchantia polymorpha subsp. ruderalis is the source of this 1878-nucleotide messenger RNA. The record is from the annotation of a GenBank genome assembly. NCBI's taxonomy places the organism in Eukaryota, Viridiplantae, Streptophyta, Marchantiopsida, Marchantiales, Marchantiaceae.
CCUUCUUCCAGGCCCUGGCGGUCAAAUCCUCGAUGAACAUCUCGCACGCUCGGGCGAACAGCACCGGAGUCUCAGCCGAGAUCAUGUUCACGUCCGCAUCCGCUCGCAUGAUUCUCCGGAUCCGAGCCAGCGGAAUGGGGUGCGCCUUGAACUCCAUCACCGGGGGCGUCUGGGCCCCUUCCAUCUGCCGCUCGUGAGGGCGGGGCCGCGGAGGCCUGUCCAUGCGCUCCAUGGCUUUCCCACACUCCUCACGAGAAAUCAUACAAUUUUCUGAUCCCUCGAUCUUUCGCUCCGAUGAACCCAGAAGCGAUCAUCAAAUCUCGACGAUGCUGCAACCUUCCUGAUCCCACCCCAAACACUGUCCGGAGAAUUCGACAGCGCAAUGUUCACCGGAUCGGAGCCUUUGCCGCAUUCCCAACUGCAGAUUCUCACUAUGGCGUACGUCGGAGGCAUGUGGAGCUGAAAUGAAGAGUGGGUGCAGAGUGCGAGGUACAAAGCUUCGGUAGCCUGCGGAGUUGCGUGAUCGUUCGCAGUGAAGGUCUGGAUAUGGGUGGCAUCUACCACGCGCGGUUUUGUGACAGGUUCAUUUCUGCACAUUUUGUUUUUUUACCCGGACAUGCUGAAAAAGGAUAGAAGCGUAUCUAUCACAUGCUUGCGAACCGCCUUCAGACUGUGCACUCGAAGACGUCACGACUCUACUGCAAAUUUCUUUCCGCAGCUUCUGAAGGUAAACUUAAAGCGUUGAGUUUUCUUGACCGAUGUGGAAGGAAGAUUCAAGGGCUGCAGCGACAGCGCUCGGUUUCUUCUCAAUCUCCUUGUCCGUGGGUAAAGCAGAACGAGAAGAUGAUAAAGAAGGAUCAAAGUGCCAUCAGCAAACAGCUAAGACCAUCAAUCGACAUGGUCAACUUACGGAACACUUUAAUCAUGUUGCCGUAGAAGGGUAUGAGUCCGGUGGGGUAAUAUGUGGACAAGGGGGAGUUAGAAGUUUGGGCUGUGACGAUGAAGAGUCCUUGGCUGGAGGUCGGGAACAAAUGCAAAACCGUCGUGCGGAAUGCCGCAGGCAGAUCAGGGAGCCUGGCGAGGCGAGAAGGUAGACGAGCGCACACAUCUUUCGAAAAUGCAUACGUUCGAGGUGCACGGACAUUUGCUUAGAUGCAAGAUGCAAUCUCCAUAAUAAGGACAUGCUCUUAAAACUUUAGCGGCACGAGUUCUGCAUGGAAGCCCAAAUGUUUAACCAUAGACUCCGACACGGCACGAUAUCGCAUGCAGAGACCAACAAGCAAAGAAUGAGAUCAACAUUCAAUGGGAUGCAUAAUCAGUAAUCUAAUCUGCAGCUCAAUACCAGUUUCCAUUUCUUUCUGGGCUUCUUUCAUGGCAUCACCUAGUUUACAUGUAAAGGCUCUUUCGCUGACUCAUUAAUUUCACUGCUCGCCAGCACUUCACUGAUUGUAUAAUUUCAGACCGAAGUUCAGAUCUUCUCCAAGGGUGAACCGACAGGCGAUGCUAUUUGUUCAAUCGUCUACAGGUUAUUUCUUCGAAAUGAGAUAUGAGCUAAUUAGUUAUCGAGAGAUGGUAGCAACUGAUCUCCUUGAAGCCUGGGCUUGGAGAUGGUUGACUACAAGGAGUAUUUAUUUUUAAGAACAGUUUGUGUUCUUCAAUACAGGAUCCCUCGACUCCUUGUUUUUGGCGAGGUCAAGUCCACGGUUUAGAGAACUGAUAUCCACGUUCAGCGUGAUAAGUAAGUGGAAAGGUUAAUCGCAAAAUACCCGACGGAAGAUGUUGGCUUGGUACAAUGGGUGACAUUGCAUCACCGCCUUCAGUGUGAUACUGGACAAUUUAGAGCUAUCUAUUUCCCAUGAUAUUGAAUUCCUUAUUCAC